Paramecium sonneborni is the source of this 1020-nucleotide messenger RNA. The record is from the annotation of a GenBank genome assembly. Lineage: Eukaryota; Ciliophora; Oligohymenophorea; Peniculida; Parameciidae.
UUAAUGUAUAAGACUUCCUUUAUUCCUCCAUCACCUUAACCAACUUAUAUUCAACUCUCUUAUGUUAGAUAUAUUCAACCACCUAUCUAAACAAUUAUUAAAUCAUAAACAACACAAUUACAACAUUCUGUAUAUUGAUUAUAUAUAAAAUAGCCAAUUUCAAUUCCAACUACAAGAGUAUAUCAUGUAUAACCAAUAAUACCUGUUCGACAUAGCAAUUCAAUUCAUCAAUCUUAUACAACAAGAACAGUCAAUCCUUAAUCUUAUUAAAUGGUUUUAAAUACUCCCUAUUAAUAAUAAUCAUAUGUGAGAUCACCUAUUAUAAAUCAACCAUAAUAAUAGCAAUAUAAGUAAUCAUUUCAUUAAUAAUCACCUGUGACUUAAUAGUUUUAGUCAAGACAAUCUAAAUAAGCUCCGAGUUCUAUGUCUAAUUAUUAAGCUGCUCCAUCAUACCAACAUAAACCAUAAUAUUCUCAACCUCCUAUUUUAUCAUAAUAAGAAGAUGAUCUUGAAAAGAAAUUCUAAGAUGCUAUUGAUAGAACUAGAGAUCUAGUAUAAAAAUACAAUAAACCAUAAUCCAAAAAAGAAGAACCUGAAAAAGAACUCUAAGAUCUAGCCCUAUAAUAUGAAGAUGGAUACAUUUAUAGAGGAUAAGGAUAUGAACCAGCUACAAGAGAUGGAUUUGGUGUUUUGACUGACUAAAAUGACAAUGAAGUUUAUAGUGGUUAUUGGCAAGACAAUUAAUAUCAUGGAUAAGGCAAAUUGAUUAAUUAUUCUGCCGAAGAAAUAUAAGGUCCUUUUGAUUAUACAGAUCUCAGUAUCAUCGAAAAUGGUUGGUUAAGUUAUGAAGGAGAGUUCUUUUAGGGGAAAAUGUAAGGAAAUGGAACCCUGUAUCUCACUAAUGGAGAACGUUAUGAAGGACAAUUUCAUGAUGGAAUGAUUGAAGGAAAAGGAGUAUUUUUAACUCAAGAUGGAUAAUAAAUAGAAGGACACUGGAGGGAAGGUGUAUUAGAAAAUUGA